This is a messenger RNA of Durotheca rogersii, 2013 nucleotides long. RefSeq names its product p53-like transcription factor. NCBI's taxonomy places the organism in Eukaryota, Fungi, Ascomycota, Sordariomycetes, Xylariales, Xylariaceae. Gene Ontology annotation, molecular function: DNA-binding transcription factor activity; DNA binding. The record is from RefSeq and is a predicted model, not a curated record. Gene Ontology annotation, biological process: meiotic cell cycle; positive regulation of transcription by RNA polymerase II. Gene Ontology annotation, cellular component: nuclear chromosome. Bases 279 to 1895 code for a protein of 538 amino acids. The transcript is spliced from 3 exons.
GAUAGAUAGCACUAUUGGACGAAAUCCCCGGCCUCGAGGAACCUCCCUUCAUUAUCGCCACGGUCACUCUCACUCCCGGCCAUCAUCAUCAUCAUCAUUAUCAUCAUCAUCCGAUCCCGCUGCCUGCUCCUCCCCCUUAAACCAUCCAUCGCAUCCACAUCUCCGUCCCAACCCCCCAGCUAUCCAGCUGCCUCAGCCGUCGGGCCAGCUACCGAAAACUAACAUCCGCAUUGACUGUCCACCGCGGGCCGCACAGGGCGUCGGCCCUUUACGAUGCGAUGACGACUUACAACUCUAUGCCGGCGCUGCAGUCAGGCGCCAGCCCGGGAGACGCCAUGGGACUGAAUGCCAUGUCCGCCUCGGGUCUGGGCAUCGACGCUUUCGAUCCCGACCUCAACUUUGACGAGUCCAUGCUGGACAAUGUAAAUGGCAACCUACCCCCUUUGCCAUUUGCUACUUCCUACGAUUUCGAGACCUUUUCGACGACGUUCGAAGAUCCCUUCAACUACUCCAAGCCCUACGAGGCUGCGCCACACCCCGAAGAUUUUCACGAAGGAUCCUCCCCGCAACAACCCGACGACAAACUCCUCAGCUUCUCGGCAGCGACCGUAAAGGCCACCCCUCUCGACGAUGCGUUGGGUACGUAUUCCGAGGUGGGCAUGUCCGCCGAGCUGUACGGCAUGUUCUUCGUCGCCGAGGAUGUAUUUGGCGGCGAGUCGGGCGGCCGACCUCUCGAGCUGACCUGUUACCGACGUAACUUGUGGCAAUGCUCCGGCCAGAUCACGAUGCCGCGACACUGCUCCCAAGUCAUGAAUGAGCAAGGUCGCUCCAUACCCAUAGUGGAAUUCUACGCUUCGAUAUCUGCCAUCGAGAGCAUCGAAGGCAAAACCACCGAGAUCAUCUCCAUCCCCUGGAAGAACGGGAACCCGGCCCUGGGCGAUGCGCAAGAGACCAAGGUGGCUGGCGCCCCGCCGAAAAUCGCGCUCGACCUUAGCGGCGGCCAGGAAGUCGACGGCCACCGCGUCAGCAUACCUGUCUCGUGGAAGCGGUUGCAAUUUAAGAGCGCAACGGCGAACAAUGGCCGGCGGAAAGGGCUCCAGCAGCACUAUGCCGUGCAGAUCAGCUUACUAGGCAAGAUGAAGACUGGCGGUGAGCUCAUGAAGAUCGCCGACAUCCAGAGCGGGCCGGUUAUCGUGCGCGGACGUAGCCCACGGAACUUCGACAGCAGAAAAGACGUGCACCUCACGGUCGACAAGAAGACUCCUGGGCCGGCGGAACGCACCCGGACGCAGAGCGACGCGAGCGCCGCUUCGGGUUUGAAGACGGAGCGGUCAGACGCGUCGCACAACCCGCACAACCCGCACGCCUCACAAUACCAGGGCCCGACCCCCGGGAAUACCGGGCCCCAGUCGCCUUGGGCAGCGCCUGCGACGCCGGCGAACGGCGACGGACAAGCCGGCUCCCAGGCUCCGCCCGCCAAGAGAAUGGCGCUCUCGCCGAACCCGAGUCGGCCCCCCGUGCCAUCGUGGGGGAAGGAACCACAUCUGAGCAAGACGCACACGCUCGGCAGCCAUGUGAAGAAUACCACGGCAACCCCUUCGGUGCCGAUCAACCUCUCUCUCUCGGAGGACGAGCGGAGCCCGAACAAUCGCUCCAACUCGGACUCGCUGACCAGCCCGAGGCUCCAUCGGACGUCGACGAGCCACGGCCUGGGCGGGAGCCCGAUGGAGGAGGAAGAGGAGCUAUACGAAUAUUUCCCGCUGAGCGUGGAUGACUGGACACCACUCGUGGACACGGUAUACCGACCCCACAUCGUUCACCACAUCGCCGUCCCCCAAGAGAUCAAAGCGCAGCAGAUCCGGAACAAGUCCAAGAGGUACUUCUCGGCCGAAUAGGAGAUGUGCGCCCGUUACACGUACCUUUUAUCUGCACACGUAUGUCGACAUCUCGCAGCGCUCCCUAACGCUCCGGUCCCGAUCUUCGACAUGAUCUUCGACAUGAUCUCCGACGUGA